UCUCUCUACACGUUUCCCUCCUUCUCUAUUCGGACCCCAUGUGGAGGAUAUCUGUGCGGUUUUUCCGGUCGGAGGAAGCGCUGGGAAGGUCGCUGAGGCGGCGGCGGCGCAUCUCCGGGUCCAGAGCGGAGGAGUGAAGAACCGGAGCGGAACCGAGCGAUACCGGGGACACGGUGCGCUUUACAUCACAGCACCCGAUAAAACUGGUAUCAAACUAAAGCUACAGAUCCGGCGCUGUGAGGAGGAGCAGAUAGUUCGGUGUAGAGAGGAUGAAUCACCUGUCGCUGAGUGAGCUGUGCUGCCUGUUCUGCUGCCCGCCGUGCCCGAGCCGGAUCGUGUCCAAGCUGGCCUUCCUGCCCCCCGAGCCGACGUACACACUGCUGAGCGACGAGAGCGGCUCGCGCUGGACACUGCACCUGUCCGAGCGCGCAGACUGGCAGUACUUGGCGCGCGAGAAGGACUCAAUCGAGUGCUUCAUGACCCGCACGGUGCGCGGCAGCCGCAUCGCCUGCAUGUUCGUGCGCUGCUCGCCGAGCGCCCGCUACACGCUGCUGUUCUCGCACGGUAACGCCGUCGACCUCGGCCAGAUGAGCAGCUUCUACAUUGGACUCGGGUCGCGCAUCAACUGCAACAUCUUCUCCUACGACUACUCGGGCUACGGCGCCAGCUCGGGAAAACCGUCCGAGAAGAACCUGUACGCAGACGUCGACGCGGCGUGGCACGCCCUCCGAACCAGGUACGGUAUAAGGCCAGAGAACGUGAUUAUAUAUGGACAGAGUAUUGGGACGGUGCCGUCUGUGGACCUGGCUGCACGUUACGAGAGCGCCGCGGUCAUCCUGCACUCUCCGCUCACCUCAGGCAUGCGCGUGGCCUUCCCCGACACCAAAAAGACGUACUGCUUCGACGCCUUCCCCAACAUCGAUAAGAUCUCCAAGGUGACGUCGCCGGUACUGUUGAUCCACGGCACAGAAGACGAGGUGAUCGACUUCUCGCACGGCCUGGCCCUGUACGAGCGCUGUCAAAGGCCCGUGGAGCCGCUGUGGGUCGAGGGCGCCGGGCACAACGAUGUCGAGCUCUACGGCCAGUACCUCGAGAGACUCAAGCAGUUCAUCAGCCAAGAGCUCGUCAACUUGUAGGACAGCGACGACAAAAAAACUAAACUAAAAUAAAUAAAUAAAAUAAACACACAAGGCUCCCGACUGCAUCUCACACACUGACAACUGGGAACUCCAUAGACUGCCUUAGGUUCAGGCAUGUGCCGAUAGUCAUACAUCCAGUGAUUAUAUAAGACGAUAUUGUUAUCACAGAACGAACAUGAUCACUACCUCUGUGUUCCACUUGAGAGGAGGUGCGGGUUUUUUUUUUUUUUGCUUCUUUCUCCAGCAGCAUCCGUAGCAUGACAUCGUGUCCUGAUUAAAGAUCCCAUAAUUCCAUUCAGCACACGUUGUGGAGAAAAGCAGGCGGACAAAACUGGCACUGCUGCUCCAGUUACAAGCUACAGCGCUUUUUUUUUUUUUUUUUUUUUUGUAUUUAAACUGUGAUGAAACUUGCUCCUGGUGCUGGAGUACAUCCUGUCCUGCGUGAUCUUAGUGUCCCUUGUGUACACAUGUUACACAAGGGAAAUACUAAAGACCAGGCUUGAAAACCUGUGUUACAUGAAACAAUGUGAUGUUGGCAUCAUGCCUCAUGUCUGUGCUAACACCUGAACCCUGACAUCUCGAUUAGAACGGUCGUCUUUUUAUUUCCUAUUUGUGUGUAAAACCCACUGUGUAUUACAGCUUAUAGAGAGUGUGUGUGUGUGUGUUGGUGCAUGUAGGUGUGUGUGCGAGUCGGCAGGAGUAUUGUGUGCACUGAACGCAUUCUCAGGUUUUUUUGAAUUGUUGAACCCCGCAUGAUUGGCCUCAACGUUUUGAAAUUCGGUCACGUUGAAAUAAGGAAAUGUUUUGAAACUGUAAACGCUUGCUCUCUGAAUUAGUGAAGAUGGAGGUGUAAAGUUUUGAAAGGGCGACGUUGCACAGUCGGUGUAACUCUACUAAUCGGGCAAAUCUGCAUGCUCGGUGUAAGAUUUUGCACCAGUAAACGCUGCACGCUUGUCACAGUACGGAAACACACAUUAGCAUGAACAGUAGCCCAAUGAAGCAUAGAAAGAACAAACCGAAUACCCUUUAAGUAUAAUAGCUGCCACGCUUGCUUUAAGCUGAUAAAGAUCUUGCUUUGUCAAAUCAUUCUAUGUUCCGACAUCAUCUUAGUGUGCUUAGUCAGUUGAGUUCCUCAACCACCUGCUUCAAGUCCAGGAAACCUUCUUUUUCUUUUCUUUCCUCUGCUGUGUUCACUUUAAUGAUAUUGAAUUCUCCAGGAAUACUGAGUUCUGAUUGGCUCGUGCCAUACGGAUUCUGUGGGCGUCGCUGUUAAGGAUGACAGCAUCAUCUGUAGCUGCACCACUCCAGUUGAUCAUAGAUGAAGAUGUAUACAGUACAUGAUAUACUGUAUGACUAUGAUGACUGUUUGUAAAUCUCAUUCGUAUGUAUGAUUGUUUUUUAAGUCCUGAAAUUAUACCAGUUCAGAUUAUUAAUACUAAUAGAACUUGAAAUUAUUAUUAUUAUUAUUAUUACAGUGGUCUUGUUGGAAUAGACAUCUAUUAAAUGAUUUUGUUUUUUUUUUUCCUAUGAUGUCCUUCGGUUUUGGAAGGAAACUGUCGUGUAUGUACCAAUGAUCUAAACAAUAGUUAAAGUAAAAGAAGAGAGAAAUAAAAUGUGAGAAGAGUGAAAAAGCAUGUGAUGGAACUUAUUUAUUAUGACACUGUCUGUUCAACAGCAUACGGUACACCAAAACCAGGAUGUUCAUUUACAUUUCACUCGUGUGUAUGUAUAUAUAACGUGAAACAUUCUACUGUAGAUUCAUUACAUGUAAAGUGAAAUAAAGUAUUUCAAACUUUUUUUAGU
Molecule: messenger RNA, 2942 nt
Organism: Clarias gariepinus (North African catfish)
Lineage: Eukaryota; Metazoa; Chordata; Actinopteri; Siluriformes; Clariidae
Gene: abhd17b
Product: abhydrolase domain containing 17B, depalmitoylase
Exons: 4
Coding region: 270-1136 (288 amino acids)
Biological process (GO): protein depalmitoylation
Cellular component (GO): plasma membrane; endosome membrane
Molecular function (GO): palmitoyl-(protein) hydrolase activity
Source: RefSeq, a predicted model, not a curated record